Juglans microcarpa x Juglans regia is the source of this 832-nucleotide messenger RNA. Its product is annotated as COP9 signalosome complex subunit 8. Gene Ontology annotation, biological process: protein deneddylation; COP9 signalosome assembly. The transcript is spliced from 5 exons. Gene Ontology annotation, cellular component: COP9 signalosome. NCBI's taxonomy places the organism in Eukaryota, Viridiplantae, Streptophyta, Magnoliopsida, Fagales, Juglandaceae. The record is from RefSeq and is a predicted model, not a curated record. Bases 78 to 671 code for a protein of 197 amino acids.
UAUAUGACUCUCUGUAUUUAGUUUAUAAAGCUCGCUCCAAUUGCGAAAAUAGCAGAGGAGCAGAGCUGAGCUGAGCCAUGGAUUUUACUCCUCUAACUGAGGCCUUGGCGUCGAAAUCCUACGAAAAGAUCGCUGAUAUCUGCGACAACCUUUUGCUUCAGGCUGCGGCAGAGGGUGCUGCUUAUCAGGACCAAUGGCCUUACGUCAUUCAUCUUCUGGGCCACUUUUACGUUGAUGAUAUAAAUAGUGCACGGUUUCUAUGGAAAUCGAUACCUUCUGAAAUUAAGGAGAGCCAGCUGGAAUUGGCUGCGGCUUGGAAAAUUGGUCAGAAGCUAUGGACACGGGACUAUGGGGGUGUGCAUGAGGCCAUUCGUGGGUUUGAUUGGAGUCAAGAAGUUCAAGUUCUUGUUGCUGCAUUCUCAGAGCUUUACACAAAGAGGAUGUUUCAGCUGCUGCUCUCAGCUUAUUCUACGAUAAGCAUCCAAGACGCUGCUCUCUUUCUGGGGAUGAACGAGGAUGAUGCUACUAAUUAUGUCCUACAGAAAGGUUGGGAUCUGGACCCUGCUUCUCGAAUGCUUACAGUGAAGAAGCAGACAACUGUGACGCAGCAGAAACUAGAUGCCAGUAAAUUGCAGCGGUUGACAGAAUAUGUAUUCCACCUUGAGCACUAAUCAAGUUUUCCAGAAUAUCAGAGCAAUAAAUAUAAAUGUCUUUUGCUUCGGGGACUUGAUUGCCUUUUUGGUUUACAGCAUACCAUCGCAUACUUGAAGAACGUAUGAUUGUAUUAUGUACCUUAGCGAUAUAUUGAAAGCGAGGGACAUGUUUUAUUGAA